Rana temporaria (common frog) is the source of this 2033-nucleotide messenger RNA. RefSeq names its product DnaJ heat shock protein family (Hsp40) member A1 (gene DNAJA1). Lineage: Eukaryota; Metazoa; Chordata; Amphibia; Anura; Ranidae. The record is from RefSeq and is a predicted model, not a curated record. Gene Ontology annotation, biological process: protein refolding; response to heat. The transcript is spliced from 9 exons. Gene Ontology annotation, cellular component: cytoplasm; cytosol. Bases 151 to 1356 code for a protein of 401 amino acids. Gene Ontology annotation, molecular function: Hsp70 protein binding; ATP binding.
AGCGACCCCGCCUCCUCUUUUGCAUAAGCUCCCGGAUGCGGCUUUUGCGUUCGAUCUUUCCAGAAGCUGCUAGUGAGGGGAAGGUACGGGGACGGCGGUCUCGCUUGGUUUGCAUUGAAGAAACUGUUGCUUCUCUUCGCACUUUGAAAAAUGGUGUUAGAAACUGGAUACUAUGAUAUAUUGGGUGUUAAACCCAAUGCUUCAGCAGAUGAACUGAAAAAAGCCUACAGAAAGCUUGCGCUCAAGUAUCACCCAGAUAAGAACCCCAAUGAAGGCGAAAAGUUCAAACAGAUUUCACAAGCAUAUGAAGUACUUUCUGAUGCGAAGAAAAGGGACUUGUAUGACAAAGGUGGAGAACAGGCUAUUAAAGAAGGAGGCAUGGGAGGAGGUGGAUUUGGUUCACCCAUGGAUAUUUUUGACAUGUUCUUUGGAGGAGGAGGAAGAAUGCAGAGAGAAAGAAGAGGUAAAAAUGUAGUCCACCAGUUAUCAGUCUCACUGGAAGAUCUAUAUAACGGAGCAACAAGAAAAUUGGCUCUGCAAAAGAAUACCAUAUGUGACAAAUGUGAAGGUCGUGGUGGAAGAAAAGGAGCUGUGGAGUGCUGUCCUAACUGCAGAGGUAGUGGUAUGCAGAUCAGAAUCCAUCAAAUAGGACCUGGAAUGGUUCAGCAGAUCCAGUCUGUAUGCCCAGAGUGCCAAGGACAAGGGGAAAGGAUUAAUCCAAAAGACCGGUGCAAGAGUUGUAACGGGCGAAAAAUUAUCAGAGAGAAAAAGAUUCUUGAAGUUCACAUUGACAAAGGAAUGAAGGAUGGUCAAAAAAUCACAUUUGCUGGUGAAGGAGACCAAGAACCAGGUCUGGAGCCAGGAGAUAUUAUUAUUGUACUUGACCAGAAGGAUAAUGCCAUAUUUACAAGACGAGGAGAAGAUCUGUUGAUGCACAUGGAAAUAGAGCUUGUAGAGGCUCUGUGUGGAUUUCAGAAACCCAUUGUAACGUUGGACAACCGGACCAUUAUUAUUACUUCUCAUCCUGGCCAAAUAGUCAAACAUGGAGACGUUAAAUGUGUGCUAAAUGAAGGAAUGCCCUUCUUCCGCCGACCGUACGAAAAGGGUCGCCUUAUAGUUGAAUUCCAGGUAAAUUUUCCAUCCAGUGGCUUCAUUUCGCCAGAUAAACUACCCAUGCUUGAAAGCCUCCUGCCUGCAAGAAAAGCCAUUGAAGAAACUGAGGAUAUGGAGCAAGCUGAACUCAUGGACUUUGAUCCAUCUCAACAGAGGCGUUCACAUUACAAUGGCGAGGCUUAUCAUGAUGACGAUGAUGAUGAGGGCCACCCAAGAGGUGGAGUACAGUGCCAGACUUCUUAGGUCAAGUGUAACUUGUGUUAUGCUCCAGGUAACUUUAAUGCUGGAAAUAAAAAAUGCAAUGCAUUCUUUUGGCUUGAGGUCCACUUGGUGCCGGCAUUUACUUUUGGAUUUGAAGAUGCCUAGAAAUCAUUGUGGAGCAGUGACUUCUAGGCUUCUUCUGUUGUGAAACUUAUUCAAUCUUUGUUUUUUAAAGCAGACACUCAGUUUACCUUCAUGUUUUAAUAUCUGAUCAAAUGUGUAUCAAUAAAAAGGAUUCUGAGAAGUUUCAAACUUCCACAGCUUCAUACAGAAAAAAGUUCAUUUUUGUUAUACAAUCUACCCUUGUGUAUUAAAAACGUAUGAACUUUUGUUGACAGCGUCAUUUUAACUUUCACUUGUACUUUUACAAUGGCUUUAGAGGACUUUGAAUAUCUGAUUAGUAAAAUCAAUGCAAAUUUACAGUUUUAGUUUAAAUAGACAAGUUCUCAGUUGAUGUAUAUGUGUGUGUGUGUUCAGUCCAUUUGUAUGGCCUUAAUUUACCUGUCUUGUACAGUCUUAAUUUAUCAUUACUGGUUUUUGUUCACUAACAUUUACACUUGGUGAAUAUGUACAUGCUUCAGAAGUUUCACCCUUGCAAUUGAGUGUGAACAUAGUCAUGUUGCACUGUAUUUAAUAAAAGUCUACCUGAUAAAUUGAAA